AUGCGGAAGAAUGAUGUUCGAUUUCCCUUCGGUUGCAGUCGAAACUUUGUCGUCGUGAAUACGACAAUUUGUGCGCUGAAUUAUGCGGUCGCUCCGUGUAUCCAACACCAAUCACGGUUCUCUUUCUUUAACUAUGUCUAUCGUCAAUUCUUGACAGCAUUGAGCUGUCACCGAAGUAUGGGACAUCGGCAUAACCAAAGUCGUAAAGCAAUGCGAAUGAUUGCACCAACGACACGAAGAUCCGAUCAAUUUGCUGGUAAUCCAGCCGCGCCACUAUCACGCUAUUCUCACCCCCAGCGAGCCCAAAAAUAA
Plasmopara halstedii is the source of this 312-nucleotide messenger RNA. RefSeq lists its product as uncharacterized. The record is from RefSeq and is a predicted model, not a curated record. NCBI's taxonomy places the organism in Eukaryota, Oomycota, Peronosporomycetes, Peronosporales, Peronosporaceae. The coding region runs from base 1 to 312 and encodes 103 amino acids. The transcript is spliced from 2 exons.